Alosa alosa (allis shad) is the source of this 1453-nucleotide messenger RNA. RefSeq names its product E3 ubiquitin-protein ligase TRIM35-like. Lineage: Eukaryota; Metazoa; Chordata; Actinopteri; Clupeiformes; Clupeidae. The coding region runs from base 41 to 1453 and encodes 470 amino acids. Gene Ontology annotation, molecular function: zinc ion binding; protein binding. The record is from RefSeq and is a predicted model, not a curated record. The transcript has 6 exons.
UGUGAAAGUUGCUAUUGCAAACAAGAGUCUGCUGGUAACAAUGGCAUCUAAAUCUUUUUCGGAAGAUGACUUUACCUGUCCUGUGUGCUGUGAGAUCUUCAAGGACCCUGUUGUCCUCUCAUGCCGUCAUAGUAUCUGUGAAGUCUGUCUUCAGCAGUUUUGGGACACCAAAGGCUCCAGAGAAUGUCCAGUCUGCAGGAGCAAAACAUCAAUGGAAAAUCCUCCAAUCAGUCUAACGAUAAAGAACCUGUGUGAGACCUUCUUAAAGGAGAGAGGUCAAAGGGCUUCAGCAGGGUCUGAGGUGCUCUGCAGUCUGCACAGUGAGAAACUCAAACUCUUCUGUCUGGAGGAUAAACAGCCUGUGUGUUUGGUGUGUCGAGACUCCAAAAAACACACUGGACACAAAUUUCACCCUGUUGGUGAAGCAGCACUUGACUGUAAGGAGGAGCUCAAGAUCAAACUGCAGCCCCUACAGAAGAAACUGAAGACCUUUGAGGAUGCUAAAGUGACCUGUGAUCAAACAGCAAAACACAUCAAGACUCAGGCCCUACACACUGAGAGGCAGAUCAAGGAGGAGAUUGAGAAGCUUCACCAGUUUCUGCGAGAUGAAGAGGCAGCCAGGAUCGCAGCACUGAGGGAGGAAGAGGAGCAGAAGAGUCAGAUGAUGAAGGAGGAGUUUGAGAAGAUGAACAGAGAUAUCUCAUCUCUUUCAGACACAAUCAGAGCCAUAGAGGAGGAGAUGGGAACUGAUGACAUCACAUUCUUGUUGAAUUACAGGAGCACAGUGGAAAGAGCCCAGUGCACACUGCAGGAUCCAGAGAGGGUUUCAGGAGCUCUAAUCAAUGUGGCAAAGCACCUGGGCAACCUGAAGUUCAGAGUCUGGGAGAAGAUGCAGGACAUUGUUCAGUACACUUCUGUGACUCUGGAUCCCAACACUGCACACCCAUGUCUCAUUCUGUCUGAGGAUCUGACCAGUGUGAAAUUUGGUGAUGAGAGACAGCAGCUUCCUGAUAACCCAGAGAGAGUUGAUAGGUAUGCCAGUGUCCUGGGCUCUGAGGGCUUUAACUCAGGGACUCACUGCUGGGAUGUGGAGGUUGGAGAGAACACACAGUGGAAUGUGGGUGUGAUGACAGAGUCUCUCCAGAGGAAGGGAGACUACACCUCCAUGAGUGGACUGUGUUAUGUGUAUUAUAAUGGUGCUGGAUAUGGAGCAUGUGCUCCACCUCUUGCAUCUACUCCCCUCACAGUGGAGCAGAAACUCCAGAGGAUCAGAGUGCAGCUGGACUGGGACAGAGGAGAGCUGUCAUUCUCUGACCCUGAUAAUAACGUACACCUACACACUUUCACACACACGUUCACUGAGAGAGUGUUUCCAUACUUGAAUGGCUGUAGGGUGUCUCCUCUGAGGAUCUUACCUGUGAAGGUCUCAGUAGGAGCAGAGCAGCCCAGUUAG